Molecule: messenger RNA, 772 nt
Organism: Dichomitus squalens LYAD-421 SS1
Lineage: Eukaryota; Fungi; Basidiomycota; Agaricomycetes; Polyporales; Polyporaceae
Exons: 5
Coding region: 14-712 (232 amino acids)
Cellular component (GO): membrane
Source: RefSeq, a predicted model, not a curated record
AUCGUACCCCGUCAUGGUCACUGCGUCCAGCGAAACGUGUAUUGAAGGCCUGGUGCCCACCGACGCCAAGAUUGAUCGCCAGCGGAACCCCUCUGCUGAAAAUGAGCUAGAAAUUGGAGAGGGCAGCACUCCCGAAGGCCAGUCUCCCCCAUAUACUCCCCCACAAGAGAACCUCCUUCAUCCCACAUGCACUUGUCCACGCCGUCGGGAGCCCGUGAACCAAACAGAGACAGCGACGACAAGCCCGCCUGAUGGCACGGACUGGAAGAAGGUUGCCAAAGUGGUCGGCGGGGUUGCCUUGGUAGGCGCCGCAGUGCCCACACUUGCUGUCGCGGGUGUGGCAGCCGCGCUUCCAGUGAUCGGCUUCGGUACUGGGGGAGUCAUUGGUGGAUCCAUCGCGGCUGGCAUCCAGUCCACACUUUACGGAGCGUUCACGGGCGGACUGUUCUCCGUCUUCCAAUCUGCAGGUGCGACCAUCGUCGCGCCAGCCGCUCUUGAAGUGGUCGCGGCUGCCGGCGCCGCGACCAUCGGCGGUCGCAUGAUUGGUGCUGCAGCUGAGGAAGAGUCUGAAGAGCGUGAGAGAGAUGUUAAUGGGAGAACAGACACACGUGUGGAUUGCGCGUGUGCGCAGUGUGUUUGCGACGCGUUUUGUGCAUGUGCGUGUCGGAAGUGGCAGCGGCGCCGUCUAGAUGAAGAAACACUCCGUACUUAAGGAUGGACUGUGAAGCACGAGUUGGCUUAUGAAGCUAUAUGUUGGCAAUCUUGUUAUUUG